UCUAUUUCCAGCGGCGUCGUCGUCGCUUAGAGGAGGUUAUAAUAUCGUGCGCGCGUGUGAACCGUUUCGCAUUCGAACGUGUACCGGCACGUCGUCACCGUCGGGCCCUGUAUCGCUCUGCCUUACUCGUAUCAUCCCGCGUUCUCUUUCUCUCAAUCACUCUCUCGUCCGCUGCCGCCGGCCAUUCCAUCGGCAUUCCCAUAAUAAACAAUCGCGUAUUUAUUUUUUCGAUCCCCCCACUCCACCCGGCCACCCACACGCACACACGCGCCAGCGGUGUACACGUGGUUUUUUUUUUUUUUUAUAAUCGUUUUCCCGCACACCGCACCACCAACGGAUCCGCGGUCCGACGGUACAUGUCAUAUCGCGUGCGACAUUGCAGUGUUGUCGCGGAGAGCAGUUCGAUCUCGCGUUCAUGUUGAACAUCUUUUCCGACGAGCAGGGGCAUCGCGCGUAGUCACGACGAAUCGGUCAACUCAACGAAUACGACGGGAACGCAACACGGAAAGAACAACUCCGUUCAGGCCUGUCUUGAAUGCCGUCGUCAGAGACGGCACACUGGUCCAGCAGCAGCAGCAACAGCAGCUAGUAGAGCCACGUGGUAAGGAGGAUAGGUGUACGCAAGACCGCGAAUACGGACGUUCGUAGUAACGGAGACGCACGUUUCAAGGAUAAAUAGUAAUCCACCCAAACCGCAACCAUGAGUGCACAGGCCACGCAGCAGGAACUCCAGACGUUCCUGUUGGACGAAAAGUCCAAUAUGAAAGAGAUUCAACAAACAAAACGGAAAUCAAAUACAAACCUAGAAAAAAGCGAAGUCGUACAUCUGAAUGGGUUGGAAUACUUCGACCCGUUCCUUGAGAGGAACUUGGAACAUCCAACCACCGACUGUGAAACUUUAACUCAUUUGCUCAAAGCAUCCCUGGGCACCGGUAUCCUGGCAAUGCCACAGGCUUUCCAGUGUUCUGGACUUAUGACCGGAAUAUUUGCCACAAUAUUCGUAUCGGCCGUGUGCACAUUCUGUUCGUAUUCACUGGUGAAAUGUGCCCACGUUCUGUACAAGCGAACGAAAGUGACAGCAAUGAGCUACGCGGAUGUGGCCGAAGUGGCGUUCGCUAACGGGCCCGAAUGGGCGAAGAAGUUCUCGUCGCUCACCAGGCAAACGGUGCUGUGGCUGCUGUUCAUCACGUAUUUCGGCACGUGCAGUGUAUACACCGUCAUCAUCGCCACCAACUUCCGGCAAGUAUACAUGUUCCACGUGGACACCAGCCUGAACCUGAGGUGCUUCAUCGGCAUGCUGCUCAUACCGCUCGUACUGCUCAGCUUCGUGCCCAACCUCAAGUACCUGGCGCCCGUGUCCAUGGUGGCCAACCUGCUGAUGGCCGCCGGUCUGGGUAUUACGUUCUAUUAUUUGCUUUGCGACGUGCCCAACAUCAACGAGAGACCGUUAGUCACUCAGUCGAUAGACAGGUUCCCGACGUUCUUCUGCAUAACCGUAUUCGCCAUGGAAGCCAUCGGGGUGGUGAUGCCGUUGGAGAACAACAUGAAAACGCCAAAAAACUUUUUGGGAUUUUUCGGCGUGCUCAACACCGGAAUGGGUGGUGUGACCGUCGUUUACAUAUUGCUCGGCUUCCUCGGUUACUUAAAGUACGGCGAAGAAACUCAAUCGAGCAUCACGCUGAAUCUGCCCACCAAUGAAAUACCCGCGCAGCUGGCCAAAAUAUGCAUCGCCUUGGCCGUGUUCUGCACGUACGGUCUACAGUUUUUCGUGUGCUUGGAAAUCGCGUGGACCAAGAUCCAAGAGAGCUUCGAAAAGGUUACCAAUUUCCACAACUACAUUCUGAGAACGGUCAUGGUCACAUUUUCCGUGCUGAUCGCGAUAGCCGUACCGACCAUCGGCCCUUUCAUCGGGCUCAUUGGUGCCUUCUGCUUCUCGCUGCUCGGCAUCAUCGCACCGGUCGUCAUCGAGUUCGCCACAUUCUCGGACAACGUGACCGUCUGGAUGACCGUCAGAAAUGUGGUGCUGAUCGUCGUCGGAAUUUUGGCGUUGGUGUUCGGCACGGCCAGCAGCAUCACCGAAAUUCUCGUGAUGUACGCGCCCGAAGUCCCUCAAAUAGUCACCGCCUUCAACGGAACGGCCGCUCAAUGAUGAACUGCGCGUUUGGUGGUACUAGACGGCCGUCGCAACUGAGUACAGUAUUCAAUACAACAUGUAUAAUUAGGGACGAUAGUUUUUUUUUCCGUCGUCUUUACCACUCCCUCCCAGUAGACAAGCACUUGAGUUGUGCAGGAAGAAAAAAUAAUAUUUAAUAAUAUAAUAUAUAAUAUAUAAUAUUAUAAUAUAUUAUAUAAAGCACUUGCACAU
This is a messenger RNA of Sipha flava (yellow sugarcane aphid), 2365 nucleotides long. It is a transcript of the gene path, whose product is annotated as proton-coupled amino acid transporter-like protein pathetic. The record is from RefSeq and is a predicted model, not a curated record. Gene Ontology annotation, biological process: amino acid transmembrane transport. Gene Ontology annotation, molecular function: amino acid transmembrane transporter activity. The coding region runs from base 701 to 2149 and encodes 482 amino acids. The transcript is spliced from 9 exons. NCBI's taxonomy places the organism in Eukaryota, Metazoa, Arthropoda, Insecta, Hemiptera, Aphididae. Gene Ontology annotation, cellular component: vacuolar membrane.